Aureobasidium vineae is the source of this 213-nucleotide messenger RNA. Lineage: Eukaryota; Fungi; Ascomycota; Dothideomycetes; Dothideales; Saccotheciaceae. The record is from the annotation of a GenBank genome assembly.
AUGGCCACUUCGUCGGCUGCUGCUGCCACUGGUAGCUCUUCCAUGAUGAUGGCUUCCUCAAUGGCUGGCUCCGCCACCAGCGCUGCGGUUUCUGCUACCACCUCUAUGGCUGUCUACACUGGCGCUGCCGCGAAUGUUGGUGCCGGCCUUGGUUUCCUUGCUAUGUUGGUGUUGCUGCUGCCAUCUGAACGAGUCAGCAUCAUCAGUCAUUAA